CUCUCACUGUCUGCAACUAUUGUCUCCUUCUAUCUUCUCUCUUCCACCAACUCCACCGCCGAACAUAGACAAAAAACCAUGUCUCUAUCUCUCUCCUCCAUCCUAUUCGUAUCCAUUUCCCUACCAACCACUAAUCUCGAUAUUUUGCGUAAUGAUCUCUUUCAAAAGAACCCACUCACCCAAAUCAAUCGUAUCAUUCAUCUCCACCACCUCCACAUGCAUAUUGAACAAAGUUGCAGCUCAAAAACAGAUCACUGCAUCUUCUCCUUCUUCUCUCACUACUGGCUUUGAGCUCCAGCGAUCACUCUGUUUUCUGUGUUGUAAUUGUAAGAAAAAGAGUGUUGCUGAUCCUCAGCUAUUAAUUGGGUCACUUAGAAGAAUGGAGAGCGCCUUCAAGGAGUUGGGGGAAAAGGCUUCUGUGCUUGACUUUGUCCCCAAAUCCGCCGUUGUUGGUGGCGGCGUUGAGGACAUCUACGGUGAGGACACUGCCACCGAGGACCAGCUUGUCACCCCUUGGACUUACUCCGUCGCCAGUGGAUAUUCUUUGCUGAGAGAUCCCCAGUACAAUAAAGGGCUUGCAUUUACGGAGAAAGAGAGGGCCGCCCAUUACUUGCGUGGUCUUCUGCCUCCAGCAACUUGCUCUCAACAACUUCAGGAGAAGAAGUUGAUGAACACUAUCCGACAAUAUCAAGUCCCACUGCAGAAAUAUAUGGCUCUGACAGAGCUCCAGGAGAGGAAUGAGAGGCUGUUCUACAAACUUCUCAUUGAUAAUGUGGAGGAAUUGCUCCCAAUUGUCUACACUCCAACUGUCGGUGAGGCUUGCCAGAAAUUCGGAAGCAUCUUCAGGCGCCCUCAGGGUCUUUACAUAAGCCUGAAAGAGAAGGGCAAAGUUCUUGAGGUAUUGAAGAACUGGCCUGAAAGGACUGUUCAAGUUAUUGUUGUGACUGAUGGUGAGCGUAUUUUGGGACUUGGCGACCUAGGUUGUCAGGGGAUGGGAAUUCCGGUAGGGAAGUUGGCUCUGUACACAGCGCUUGGAGGAGUUCGUCCCUCAGCGUGUUUGCCUAUAACCAUUGAUGUUGGGACAAAUAAUAAGCAGUUGCUGGAGGAUGAGUUCUAUAUUGGACUUCGACAAAAGAGGACAACUGGGAAGGAGUAUGCUGAUCUUUUAGAUGAGUUCAUGAGUGCUGUCAAGCAGAAUUAUGGGGAAAAAGUUGUCAUUCAGUUUGAAGAUUUUGCAAACCACAAUGCUUUCCAGCUGCUUGAAAAAUAUAGGAGGACUCAUCUUGUCUUCAAUGAUGACAUACAGGGAACAGCUGCUGUAGUUCUUGCAGGAGUUGUGGCAGCACUGAGGUUGGUUGGUGGUAGCCUGUCCGAGCACAAGUUUUUGUUCCUUGGUGCUGGGGAAGCUGGGACGGGUAUUGCAGAGCUAAUAGCUCUUGAGAUCUCACAAAAGACAAAAACUCCUGUGGAAGAGACCCGUAAGAAGAUCUGGCUUGUUGAUUCAAAGGGAUUAAUUGUUAGCUCUCGCAAAGAUUCUCUUCAACAGUUUAAGAAGCCUUGGGCUCACGAACAUGAACCCAUUGAUAAUCUCCUUGAUGCUGUCAAGGCAAUUAAACCAACAGUUCUUAUUGGAUCAUCCGGUGUUGGAAGAACGUUUACAAAGGAAGUGAUUGAGGCAGUAUCCUCCUUCAAUGAGAAACCUCUCAUUUUGGCUCUUUCCAACCCGACGUCUCAGUCUGAAUGUACUGCUGAAGAAGCUUAUACUUGGAGUAAGGGACGCGCAAUUUUUGCCAGCGGAAGUCCAUUUGAUCCUGUUGAAUACAAUGGCAAAGUUUAUGUUCCUGGCCAGUCCAACAAUGCUUACAUUUUCCCUGGAUUUGGUCUUGGUUUGGUUAUCUCUGGGGCAAUCCGUGUGCACAAUGAUAUGCUUCUGGCAGCCUCGGAAUCGUUGGCGGGGGAAGUUUCAGAGGAGUAUUUUGAGAAAGGGCUGAUUUAUCCACCAUUUUCCAACAUCAGAAAGAUUUCUGCUCAUAUAGCUGCUAACGUAGCUGCUAAGGCAUAUGAACUUGGCCUGGCUACACGUCUCCCUCGUCCUGAGAAUCUUGUGAAGUAUGCUGAGAGUUGCAUGUACAGCCCUGUGUAUCGAAACUACCGUUGAACAGUGUGUUGCUCCACAUUUUAGAAGUUUAAUAUCAAACUUCUUUUUAAAUGGGUGUUUUCUGAAGAUGCAUGGUGUUUUUAUUACUGUUGUGUUAUGUCACUUGGUGACGAUGGUGCUUAAAAUGAGUUAAGGAGAUGCUUGUAAACCCUCUGUUUCUAAAUUCAAAUAAAUAUGCUAAUUGUAUCAUCCCCAUCUCCACCUCCCACCAUGUGAUCAGUUCAUGUAAUUGAAAUCCAUUUACAGCUUAUAUUGUUUCUUGCAAUUUUAUUGCUUCCAUUGGUCAAGUGCUUAGAUUUCUAAAAAAAAAUUUGAACAUGAUA
Prunus mume (Japanese apricot) is the source of this 2481-nucleotide messenger RNA. RefSeq names its product NADP-malic enzyme 1 (gene NADP-ME1). Gene Ontology annotation, cellular component: chloroplast. The record is from RefSeq and is a predicted model, not a curated record. Gene Ontology annotation, molecular function: NAD binding; malate dehydrogenase (decarboxylating) (NADP+) activity. Gene Ontology annotation, biological process: pyruvate metabolic process; malate metabolic process. Lineage: Eukaryota; Viridiplantae; Streptophyta; Magnoliopsida; Rosales; Rosaceae.